Messenger RNA from Egretta garzetta (little egret), 1745 nucleotides. It is a transcript of the gene EIF4A3, whose product is annotated as eukaryotic translation initiation factor 4A3. The transcript has 12 exons. Bases 1 to 1137 code for a protein of 378 amino acids. The record is from RefSeq and is a predicted model, not a curated record. Gene Ontology annotation, cellular component: nucleolus; catalytic step 2 spliceosome. Gene Ontology annotation, molecular function: mRNA binding; RNA helicase activity; ATP binding. Lineage: Eukaryota; Metazoa; Chordata; Aves; Pelecaniformes; Ardeidae.
AUGACAGGGAUCAAGCAGCAUGACUCCCCUGUCACAAACUCAAUCCAGGGAUUAACGGCCGCCUCCGCAGGUUUUGAGAAGCCCUCGGCCAUCCAGCAGAGAGCCAUCAAGCAGAUCAUCAAGGGGAGAGACGUGAUCGCCCAGUCACAGUCAGGAACAGGGAAGACAGCAACGUUCUCCAUCUCUGUUCUGCAGUGCCUGGAUAUACAGGUUCGUGAGACCCAGGCAUUGAUCUUGGCACCAACUCGGGAGCUGGCUGUACAGAUUCAGAAGGGUCUUCUUGCUCUGGGGGACUACAUGAAUGUCCAGUGUCAUGCCUGCAUUGGGGGGACCAACGUGGGCGAAGAUAUCCGAAAACUGGAUUAUGGGCAACAUGUUGUGGCUGGCACUCCAGGCCGUGUGUUUGAUAUGAUUCGUCGUCGAAGUUUAAGGACUCGUGCCAUCAAAAUGCUGGUUCUGGAUGAAGCAGAUGAAAUGCUCAAUAAAGGUUUCAAGGAGCAGAUUUAUGAUGUGUACAGAUACUUGCCUCCAGCUACACAGGUGGUUCUGAUCAGUGCCACAUUACCUCAUGAAAUUCUAGAGAUGACCAACAAAUUCAUGACAGACCCUAUUCGCAUCUUGGUGAAACGUGAUGAAUUGACCCUUGAAGGAAUCAAGCAGUUUUUCGUGGCUGUGGAGAGGGAAGAAUGGAAGUUUGACACCUUGUGCGAUCUCUACGACACACUCACAAUCACCCAGGCUGUCAUCUUCUGUAACACCAAGAGAAAGGUGGACUGGCUCACAGAGAAGAUGAGAGAAGCCAACUUCACCGUUUCAUCCAUGCAUGGGGACAUGCCACAGAAGGAGAGAGAGUCCAUUAUGAAAGAGUUCAGAUCUGGCGCAAGCCGAGUCCUUAUUUCAACAGAUGUUUGGGCUAGAGGCCUGGAUGUGCCUCAGGUGUCCCUGAUCAUUAACUACGACUUACCCAACAACAGAGAACUCUACAUACACAGAAUCGGACGGUCAGGCAGAUACGGCCGAAAAGGUGUAGCGAUCAACUUUGUGAAGAAUGAUGACAUCCGCAUCCUGCGAGACAUUGAGCAGUACUACUCUACCCAGAUAGAUGAGAUGCCCAUGAAUGUUGCUGAUCUUAUCUGAAGGUCCGUGUUUGGUAGUCUCCGUAAUUCUGUUUUGGACCCCCAUCCUUUUAUCAUAUGUUCUUGAGUUGAUCUGCACUUGGGAACUUGUGUAAAUAAUGUCUUUACUCCCACCCAUGUUUUUCAAUAAAAAAAAGAAGUUUUACCAUAACCUGUGCUUAAUUACUUUAACCCCAGAUAGUAACAGGCAGGGAGUUUUGAGAUACUGCCAUACUUGGCUAGCACAAUCAAAAAACCAUUUGACACUCAGUAUAUCUAGAUUCAUAAAACACAGGGCUUCCUGUUCUCCACCCUUUCAUUAUCGCUGUGGCAUGCUACCCGAUGUACCUUUUACUUUCCUUAACUUGACUCUAAAGAUCAGCCCUCUGCAGGAGAAAUCUCUGGCCUGUCCCCAGCCUGCUCGAACAAAAUAGUUGCAAGAUAUCCAGAAAAAACAUUCUGUUGUUUAUGCCUUUCUGGAGCCAGAAAUCACAUCACUUGUGGCUUUGGAUGAGUAUUUCACCUCCCAAGGAACCCAGGGACACUUGAGCAGACGCUUGUGAGGGCAAGUACUUCUUUAACGCGAUGCCAGCUGGAGGAACACGUUCUAACCAGCAUGUCCUGACGUAA